This is a messenger RNA of Staurois parvus, 315 nucleotides long. Lineage: Eukaryota; Metazoa; Chordata; Amphibia; Anura; Ranidae. The record is from the annotation of a GenBank genome assembly.
UACUGUGUGAGCUGUGAUUGGUCACAGCUUGUCACAUGGUACAAGGCUGUUGUACCAUGUGACCUCUGUGAUCAUUCAUAGAUUUCACACGUAGUAAGCAAUGAUGUCAGAAGUGACAUCUUGCUUACUACUCUGCAUGUGAUCACUGAUUGGCCAAUCAGUGAUCACAUGAUCGGGACCUCGCACAGAGGUCCCGUGCACAAGCAGGGGGCGGGGAGGCCGUUUAUAAACGGCCACCCAACCCUGCACUGCCACCGUCCAGCCGUUUAUAUACAGCAGCUGCACGGGAGGUGGUUAAGAAGCAACUUGUUCACA